Molecule: messenger RNA, 804 nt
Organism: Aureobasidium namibiae CBS 147.97
Lineage: Eukaryota; Fungi; Ascomycota; Dothideomycetes; Dothideales; Saccotheciaceae
Exons: 4
Source: RefSeq, a predicted model, not a curated record
GAUCUCAGACCCCAAGUAUUGGGUGUCAUGAUCACAUUCUGGAUUCUCACAUGGGUCAUCGUGGGUCUGCGUGUCUAUGUCCGCACUUGCAUGAUCAAGUCUUUCGGCAGGGAUGACGUUGCCAUGAUUGUCACACUCGUUCUGUUCACAGGGUAUCUGUCAUGUCAGGCUGCAGCAGUAACACAUGGUAUUGGCAGACACCGCAAAGACAUUCCCGACGAAGCUCUGCCUAUCGGUUUUGCUGCCUGGAUGUUUGCAGAAGUCUUUUAUACUGCAUCAGCAUCUGUUUUGAAAGUUGCUGUCGGCCUGUUCCUGGAGCGAAUCACACAGAACAAGACGCACGUUCUCUUCAUCCGCAUUAUGAUGGCGGCUACCAUGUUGAUCGGCACGAUCUACUUUUUCGUUGCUCUCUUCCAAUGUACACCAAUCUCGUUCUAUUGGGACUUCUCACCAAACGCAAAAGGACAUUGCAUCAGUCCUAUGGUUCUGGUUGUCAUCUCGUACGUCGCAUCUGUUCUCAAUGGAGGCGCCGAUUUCUUCUUCGGCAUCUUGCCCAUCUUCAUUGUCAAGGACUUGAACAUGAGGAGAAACACCAAAAUCGUGGUAGCUGCUAUUCUUGGAUUCGCCGCUAUUGGAUCUCUUUCUACCCUGGUUCGCCUUCCUUAUGUCAAGCAACUCGGAACCUACAAAGGAGAGUUCCUCUACACUUCUACUUACAUUGCUCUCUGGAGUACUGUCGAGGUGGGCAUUGGCAUCUCAGCGGCCAGUCUGGCCACCCUCCGGCCCUUGGUUCAGAAGCUCUUC